UCUUGGUCAUCCCCUGUACUGUGUCCGCAGUCUCUUGGUCAUCCCCUGUACUGUCUGCACAGUCUCUGGUCAUCCCCUGUACUAUGUCCGCAGUCUCUGGUCAUCUCCUGUACUAUGUCCGCAGUCUCUGGUCAUCUCCUGUACUAUGUCCAUAGUCUCUGGUCAUCCCCUGUACUAUGUCUGCAGUCUCUGGUCAUCUCCUGUACUGUCUGCAGUCUCUGGUCAUCCCCUGUACUGUGUCUACAAUCUCUGGUCAUUCCCUGUACUAUGUCCGCAGUCUCUGGUCAUCUGUACUAUGUCCACAGUCUCUGGUCAUCUCCUGUACUGUGUCCGCAG
Molecule: messenger RNA, 336 nt
Organism: Staurois parvus
Lineage: Eukaryota; Metazoa; Chordata; Amphibia; Anura; Ranidae
Source: the annotation of a GenBank genome assembly